Molecule: messenger RNA, 1186 nt
Organism: Helianthus annuus (common sunflower)
Lineage: Eukaryota; Viridiplantae; Streptophyta; Magnoliopsida; Asterales; Asteraceae
Product: carboxymethylenebutenolidase homolog
Exons: 3
Coding region: 88-1014 (308 amino acids)
Molecular function (GO): hydrolase activity
Source: RefSeq, a predicted model, not a curated record
CCAUAAUUCUCCCAAGAGAUCUUUAUUUGUAUUAUUCCUCCUAAAUAUCUUCCACCAUCUCCCACACUACACACACUACAGACACAGAUGGGGCUAAACUCUGCCAUUUUCAUGGCUUCUGCAACAUCAAGCUCCACCUCUCUUCUCGGACCUCCAUUCACAACCUUCUCUCCAAACCUUCAACAAAUCAAUAAAAUCUGCAACCUGAGAAUAAACAGUGACCGUAGAUCAUCAAUUCGGAGAGAUAAAUGUCGUCGGCUGUGCUGCAGUCAGGUCCAGAUUGAAAAUGAAACCGAUGAGGAGGCGUGUGAGCUCGUGAGUGGCGUUGAGGUUUCAAUAGGUGAGGGAUCCGAUAGUGUUGCUGCUUAUCUGCUCACUGCUGUCAAGAACAACAAUGGAACUGGUAUUCUGCUGUUGUCUGAUAUUUUCGGAUUCGAAGACUCGUGUACUAGAGAUUUUGCUUACCGGAUCGCCUGCAAUGGUUAUAAUGUUCUACUACCCGAUCUAUUCAAUGGAGAUCCAUGGCGAAAAGGCCGCUCCAUGUCCCUGUUCGAGCCAUGGCUAGCCACUCACACCCAAACCGCAACAACAAACAUUACAGCAUCGAUAAAAUGGAUGGUAGAAUCAUUCGUAGCCGCAGGAAUCUCAAACAAGCUUGGGAUCGUUGGCUUUUGCUUUGGUGGCGGAAAAGUAAUCGAAGUUCUAGCCGAAGACAGUGAUGAUCGUUUUGGCGUUGGAGUAUCUUUCUACGGCACUGGAAUCCAACCAUCUGUUGCUGCUAAAAUCAAGGCACCCGUAUUGUACAUCACGGGUGAUGAGGACCCGUUAUGCUCUGUGAAGGUGUUGGAAGAUAUUGGAAGGGAUAAUGUGGGUGGAUCGAAAGUGGUGGUUUUUAACGGCAGAGGCCAUGCGUUUGUUCAUCGGCCAUCGUCGAGUGAAGAGGAUAAAGAUGCCGAAGAAGCUUUUACGAUCAUGAGAAACUGGUUGCAUAAUGGGUUGGUUGUAGAGAAGUAAAUAUUGCUUCUUUAUGUAUAUAUUUGUAAAGUAGUUUGUCUUCCUGGUCUCAUUUUGGUUUUCAACACUUUCUUCAAAGAAUUAUGUGAAAUGAAUGGAAAAGUUGUAUGUUUCGGUUAAGCAGGUCGAGUUUAUAUUGAGCCCGGUUCAAGUUUAUAACAAUUUGGUUCUA